AUGAUAUCAAAUCAAAGAUAUUUAGAAAGAGAUUAUUCGACUUACAAUUUUCAAUCAAUACCGAAGGAACUUAUUUUGGAGAUUAUUUCGUAUCUGGUUGGUGAUCUCGAUAGGUUACAUGAUGAUAGGGUGGAUAUGAGAUUGGUUAGUCAGGUAGAAAAUUACAUACCACCUUUUGAAAAUAUUAAAUCAGUGAUCCGAUUCGGAUCCAUUACGAGAAGGUUGAGGGAAAUGAUAGUGGGGAAUGGAGAUGAGGCUUUUGAGAGGUUUUGGUUGAAAGGAUUUGUUUUUCAUCAGAAAAUCAUGUACUGGAUUAGAACAAACUCUUUUGAUUCUUUGGAUUUGUGCCAAGGAGAUUUGAAUACCACUGAGAUGGAUGAAGCUCUUCGACUUGAGGUAAUGAUUGGAGCUAUUGAGAGAGGAAAAACAAGUCAAAAACUGGAUUUUGAUACAAUAAGCAGUAUUAUUACAGAUCCAUUGCAUAUGAAUGAUUAUUGUGAUGAGGAUGCUUGUAAGGAGAUGAUUCAAUCAAGAUUGAAUAGAUUUAACAUUUCAUUUGAGGAUUAUGAGCUAUAUUACAAAAAUAAGGAGCAUGCUUUUGAAAUGUUUCUCACACAGUCACUAAUGCUCUCACUUGAAAUGUACAAAUACAUGCAUACAGAAUCUUUGUCUGACUAUUGGUCUGUUGGAGAGAAUUUCCUACUUUCUGAAAACCAUGUCGAGAACUGGCCUAUCAAGUCAUUCUCAUCAAGGGUUAAAAGUGUAGUUAUUGGAAGGAAACAGAGCGGAAAAAGUCUUGGAAUUAGAAUUGAAUCAUCUAUUGGUUGGGAAUAUUUUGUAAAGAAUAUUGAAAAACAAAUGCCAUUCACAGGAAUGCAUCCCAAAGAACUAUCAAGAAAUAUUCAAAGCAAUGAUGGAAUAAUGUAUGCCGGCCUUUUGACAAUUGCCUUACUUUCCUAUUGGAACGUUUACUCUCUUUUGGCCUCACCUCUAUUACUAUUACUGAAAAAUGAAGACUUUACUCAAGUUUCCAAUGGAGACAACGUUGAGACAAAUUUGCAAAUUGAUGAAGAAAAGGAAUCAACUAAUAAGGAGAUAGACGAAACUGUUAACCUAAACGAAUUGAAGGAAAGAUUGUUAGGAUCAAUAUGCCUAAGUUUAAUCAAUCUUCUUUAUUUGGAUCCUUUGAAAGAUUUCGAAUUCCCUUCAAAUAUCAGAUUUCUUUCCAUUGAAUAUAAUAAUUUAAGCGCAUACAGUAAGCAUCCUCAGAAUAGGUGGGGUUCAUUUUUCAAUGGAUGUACAUUUCCAGGAGUGAAAUAUUUGAGAAUCGUUGUUGAAGAUGAUGAUGGGUAUAGAGAUAAUGAAUCAGUAAUGAAAAUAGGAAAAACCAGUAGAACAAUUUUAGAAUCCAUGUUAUCAUGCAAAGUUAUGCCUAACUUGAAAUAUCUGGUCUUAUCAGGAUUUCAUGAAAAUGAAUAUCUAUUUCAUCAAAUAGAUUUUCUCAAACAGCUGUAUAAUAUUGAUAUUGUAUUUGAUUACAAUUCAAGACACACAAAUGGAUGGUUAAAUAUGACUGAAUUCACAUCUAGAUUGAGUCAAGUAUCAAAAACAUUGAAAUAUGUGGUGGUUGAAACAAAUACAGACCCAAGACCUAAUGGUGACAUUCAAGCUGCCGAUCACAGGUCUAUCAAAGAGUUUUAUGAUUCCCAUGAUAAUGUAGCAUCAUUAGGUACCUUCAGUAUUUCCAGAUAUUAUUACUCUUGCAAUGAAUGA
Naegleria gruberi is the source of this 1773-nucleotide messenger RNA. RefSeq lists its product as uncharacterized. Bases 1 to 1773 code for a protein of 590 amino acids. The record is from RefSeq and is a predicted model, not a curated record. Lineage: Eukaryota; Heterolobosea; Eutetramitea; Acrasida; Naegleriidae. The transcript has a single exon.